Bactrocera tryoni is the source of this 2892-nucleotide messenger RNA. RefSeq names its product microtubule-associated protein tau (gene tau). The transcript is spliced from 11 exons. The record is from RefSeq and is a predicted model, not a curated record. NCBI's taxonomy places the organism in Eukaryota, Metazoa, Arthropoda, Insecta, Diptera, Tephritidae. Bases 429 to 2141 code for a protein of 570 amino acids. Gene Ontology annotation, molecular function: microtubule binding. Gene Ontology annotation, cellular component: neuron projection. Gene Ontology annotation, biological process: microtubule cytoskeleton organization; neuron projection development.
UUAACGGUUGAUUGUUUGUCUGCCAAAAUUAUUAAGCUUCUAGAAGUGAAGGCAACUAUUUGCAAGCCUCUGUUUUUGGUAAAAUUUCGUGUGUUUUGCGUAGCUUUUGGUGAAAAGUGAAUACAAAUUAAAAAAAUAUUUCGCGAUAUUCUAAAAUUGAACGAAAGGACCCUCUAAUAUACAAGUGUAGCAGAUGCAGCUGUAAUAAGAAAUAUACAAAUAAAUAAAAAAAAAAUUUGGAUAAAUCGCGUGCUGCUAAAAAUAGUAAUUCGAAAACUUACGCAGCAUUAACAAAUAAUUUUGAACAGUGAUUAAAAAGAUAAAAAGUGAAAAAGUAAAUUGUGAAUUUCAAAACUAAUUACAAUUUAAAAAAAUACAUAUAAAUUAAAUAUAAGACAAAACUCUAAUUCAUUUGAAUUCUAACAAUAAUGGGGGACGCGGAGGCGAUGCGACCACCCAUAAGUGGACCACGGCCACCGUUCCCCGGCGGUGGCAUGCCGCCACGUCCGAUGGCUCCACCACGCGCUCCUAUGAAUAUGGCUGGAGCACCCGGUGGACCGCCGCCCAGAGCAAUGCCACCACCGUUACGUAAUACAGACAGCAGAGGAAAUCUGUUGAUUGGACCCGGACCGGGUGGCCAACGUCUACCACCACCACCUUUACAAAAUCUACAAAUGCGUCCGCCUAGCGGUAAUGGCGGACCAAUGAGUCCACCUGGACAAGGUCAACCACGACCGCCCGGCGCGUAUCCAUGGUCCGGCGGAGCACCAGGACAACAAAUGCCUGCCGGUCGUCCACCAAAUCCCUACCCUGGGAAUCCACCCACACGCCCGCCAUUUGCACGUCCACCUGGCGCUCAACAACCACCGCCACGUCUGCCUUACCAACAACAUGCACAACCGCAGUCACAGCCGCCUCAGCAACCGCAACAACAGCAACAGCAACCAUAUCAGCAAUCACCCACACAACAGCAGCUACCACCACGUCCGCCCUCAGCCGGUUCAAACAAUAAUGAAGAUGACGAUGAUGUGGUCAUGGGUCAGGCGAUAACACCACGUAAAACGCCGAAUCUGAAUGAAGAUCCAAUGGGUCCAGCGCUGUCCGAAGAUAGAGUGGACACGCUCAAAGAUACCUACGGCAUGGGCGAGACACUUGCACCCAUAGCCGAGGUGAAUGCGAAUGGUGUGAAAAAAUUGUCGAGCAUACAGGAAAUGCUCAGCAGCGGCGCGGAGAACGAAAAGCAACAAAGAGAGGGUGUACACAAGGGGGACAAUGACAGCGGUGUUGAUGAGUCUACUCAAGAGAAGGAACGCAACGGCCCAGGUUCGCCAAGUUCUCCGGCUAAGACACCGACGUCUACCACUUCAAAGGGCGAGAAGACAGGCGCCUCUCGUCCGCCGAGCGCAACGCCAUCGAACAAAUCGUCCAAAUCACGUUCGACAUCACGAAAUCGCUUGUCAUUGAAGACUCCCGAACCGGAGCCAGUUAAAAAAGUACCAAUGAAUAAAAUACAAGUCGGUCACGCUCCUUCACCCAAUCUCAAAGCCGUGCGUUCCAAAAUUGGUUCGCUGGAUAAUGCUGGCUACAAGCCGGGCGGUGGGAAUGUCAAAAUCGAGAGCAAGAAGAUCGAAAUAAAAGCCGCGCCCAGAAUUGAGGCGAAAAAUGACAAGUAUACGCCACGUGGCGGAGAAAAGAAGAUCAUUUCGACAAAGCUACAGUGGAAUGCCAAGUCGAAAAUUGGCUCCUUGGAGAAUGCCAAUCAUAAGCCGGGCGGCGGCGAUAAGAAGAUCGAAACAAUUAAAACGGACUUCAAAGACAAAGCCAAACCGAAAGUCGGUUCGAAGGAUAAUGUUAAGCACGCUCCGGGCGGUGGUGAUAUUAAGAAAUCGCAAAUCUUGAAGGAAAGCACAACCGCCAAGGAUAUACAAACUCAAAAGAUAGAACUUAAGGCACAAAGCAAAGUGGGCUCUUUGGAUAACAUUAAGCACAAGCCCGGUGGUGGGGAGCGAAAAAUUUUCGAUGAUAAGGACUAUCUGAAAAAUGUUGAGCAUACAGUUGCACUGACACCACCGACACAGUUCCCGCAGGGACGCCUUAUAGCCACCAUCCACCUAGAAUUUGGCCUUUGCAAUUCAGACUGAAUAUUUAUAUACCUUUUACUGAAUAUGCAUAUGAAAUAUUGAACUGAUAGUCCCUAACUGUCAUGCGAAACUACCAAAAUAAAAGUAUAUCUGCUAAAAUAUAAAUAUAUAUUCACACAACCAACAACAACCAACGUCUAACGUAAGUUCGAAAGUUAUUAAACAAAAAACUGAUUAAAUGAUAAUUUCAUGCAUAAAAUGACUAAUGUCUGUAGAGACCCUUCAAAUAACUACUAAGCAGACUCAACUGCGUACUACUUGUUGCUCCUUGAAAAUACGAAAUUAGAAGCCUAAGUCUAUAACACAAAUAACUGCAUUCGAACAUUUUGUACCUGCGAUCCAUGGACCCUCAUUUGCUUUAAACACAUGCAUUAAUACAAAUAUCUGUUUAUAUAUUAUAUAUGCCAUAUAUAUAUAUACUAUAUAGGUGAAACUGUACAUAGCAACACAUAAAUCGUCUAAGUGGGUGCUCUAAAUGUUAAUGAAUAAUAUUUUUCAUUUCUACUUUCCAUAUACUAUUAUCGUAUGUAAAAUAAUUCAUCAGACUGCAUUCCAUUCUCCUCUGCUUCUACUCAUUUUCGCAUAUUUUGCUUAAUUCUUACUGACAUUCCUCUUUAACGGUUUUACACGUCAGUUGUUUUUCUUUUUUUUGUUUGUGGAAAUAUGAUUUUUUUCAGUGUAAUUUUGAAUGUUGAAACUUGUGGUGAUAGUUUAUGAUUUGAUAUUUUUUAUUUGAAUCAUUUCUUCUUAA